AUGCUGCGCUCUUUACUUUCCUUGGGCCGCACAGGCGUCAAUGAGUACUUCAUACCCAAGGUGAACCCUAAAGAAGAUGGCCCCGACUGCUCAAACGAUUGCGCCGACUGCACAAUACAAUUUCCGUCAAAGGUCAAAGUCGAAAAUCUAAGGCCCUUGUAUGGCCAUAUUAAGGAAUUUCACUCCCAUGUUCUCGUGGCAACGGGACAAUCAGAUUGGAAGGAAAAGGUCGAAAAAGAGUCAGGAAGUUUGAUGGAAGCAUUUGAUUCAGCGAAAUCAGAGCUCGGUCGCAUCAUGGUCUCAGCAUCAAACAUCAACCCUCCCGGCGAUUCAAUCGCAGAGAAAGGCCUCACUAAAGCAACCACGGUGCUCAUUCUACCAUCCUUCACGUAUAUUGACUCCGUUACGCAAAAAGACGUACCAAACCUAAUCACCCAACACAUCGACCACCCCACCAACCAGCAAAGCGAAAACGUCACCGUCUCUUCCGAAGGGUCGAUGAGCGCUCGACCUUGCGAACUGGACUACGUGAUUUUGUUGUGCUCACACCGAAGGCGAGACGCGCGCUGCGGUAUCACGGCCCCACUGAUCAAACGCGAACUUGAACGACAUCUUCGCCCGCUGGGGCUGGACCGAGACUCAGAUGACUCGCGACCUGGCGGAGUGGGCAUCUUCUUCGUGUCGCAUGUCGGCGGGCACAAAUUCUCCGCGAACGUAUUGAUAUAUCGCAAGAAAGACCAGCAGAUGAUCUGGCUGGCGCGUGUCAGGCCGGAGCAUUGUGAGGGAAUUGUCAAGUAUACUGUUCUGCAGGGGAAGGUUGUACAUCCCGAGUCGCAGUUGAGGGGUGGGUUUGAUCGAGCACGGGGGCUGACCAGUUGGUGA
This is a messenger RNA of Penicillium soppii, 882 nucleotides long. Its product is annotated as sucrase/ferredoxin-like domain-containing protein. Bases 1 to 882 code for a protein of 293 amino acids. Lineage: Eukaryota; Fungi; Ascomycota; Eurotiomycetes; Eurotiales; Aspergillaceae. The transcript has 2 exons. The record is from RefSeq and is a predicted model, not a curated record.